Molecule: messenger RNA, 1725 nt
Organism: Siniperca chuatsi (mandarin fish)
Lineage: Eukaryota; Metazoa; Chordata; Actinopteri; Centrarchiformes; Sinipercidae
Exons: 7
Coding region: 82-972 (296 amino acids)
Source: RefSeq, a predicted model, not a curated record
CCAGUCUUCUGCCAGUGGAAAAUUCACAGGUCAGCCUUACACAGACACAAAGACAUCACACCAUUGUGAAGGGGAAAAACAAUGAUUUCCAGCUACAUGAUCAUGACCGCUCUGGCAACUACAGCUCUGGCAAAAGGGUCUACUGAAUGCCGUUUCUCUGAACCUACUGGAGCUCGGCAGUGUUUUGGAGCCGUGGGACAGCUGUUGAUGUUUCAUCUGCCAAAUACAGCAAAUACAGAGGUUAAGUUGAAAAAGGAUAAUAAAUACAUUAUUUUAAAAAUAGUUAAAAAUCAGAUAGUGACUCAGCAUGAGGAAUAUAUGAAUCAGUCUGAACUCUUCACCAAUGGAACAUUCAAGCUAGGUAACGCAAUGAAGAGACACUCUGGAGAUUACCGGUUGGAAGAAUUUGGAUCUAACGGUACUUUACUGAAAGAAGUGAAUGUGCAUCUAGAAAUACAAGCUCCAGUGUCAAAGCCAGCUGUGUCUCAGAUGUGUUUGUCACCAGAACAGAUGAACAUCAGCUGCUCCUCUGAGGGAGACGGAGUAGAGUUCAUUUUGACUUUGGACGGUCUCUUAUUGAUGCAGACCACAGGCCACAGCCAGUCCCUGAGCAGCUGGACAGCAAACAUGCAGUCACUGGCUGGGAGUAAACCUGAACAAGACAAACCCAGUGUUUCAACUGUUACCAUCAGCUUACAGGGUCAGCUGACAGGAAACGUGAUGUGUCGUGCUUGGAACAAUGUCAGCAGAGAUGAAACAGUUAUUCAUCUUAAAAGCUGCAAAGCUGUUACUUCUCACUUCCCUGUUGCUGCAGCUGUGAGAGCUGGUGUUGUCACGCUACUUCUUUUGGCUUUGUGUCUCUGUAUCUGCCGUGUACAUAAGAAAACAAGACUCAUGACUGUUAAAGAAGAACACUCCUGGACGAAUGAGGGACUACACCGUCUUACUCAAAAGAGGAUAUUAAAUGAAUAGGCUGAAACAACACAGACUCCACCAAUUUCCACAUCACAUUGUAAAAUUAUAAAUACACCUCCAGUUAUGUUCAGUGCAGGUUGAGCUCAGAAGUCCACUCCUCAUCACAUCCACCACAACCACCAGUGUCUAGACUCCAUCAGGGGGGAUAUCCUAUACCAGACCUCCUCAACUAGCGGCCCGCGGGCCACAUCUUGCCCAGAGGCAACUUCCGAGCGGCCCAGCAUACACAAAUCUGAUGCAUGACAAAAUGGAUGAAUGGAAGGAGCUGACGAGUGAGUCAUCUCGCUUCCUUCUCAUCUCUGUUGAGAGUUCCACAUGUGCAGUACCGAUCGGGCAGGAAGACACCGCCAAUCAUAUCUUUCACAAAUCAACGUUUUCUCAUGUGACUUCCGACCACGCUUAGUAGCUUUUCAAAACAUCUGGCUAUUGACAGUCACAAGUAGGGAAGUGCUCUACUCUACGUUUCCUGGUUUUGGAAACGGAAUUUGGAAUUUCGCUUUGAGCGAUUUCAAGUAUGAGCUCCAAGCAAUGUAGUGAUCAUUAUGUGACCACAAGGUGGAGCCAAUCAGAAUCAGAUCAGAAUCAAAGGUCCUCACAUGUAACCAGAAAGUAACUACAUUAAAUCAAGUACUGUAAUUUUGAGGUUCUACUUUACUUUACUGUAAUUACACGUAAUGCUACUGUAUACUACACUAUACAUUUCAGAGAGAAAUAUUGUAUUUUUUAAGGAUGAAUAUAACAAUACUGACC